GGUAGCUAUGGCCCGGAAUCUAACCUAUGUCGUUAAGUUCAGCAGAAGAAUAGUAUAGCUUCUGAGAGGUCAGUAAAUAGGCUAUUUUGUAUCCAAGCAAAGGCAUUGGAUUUGGUUACGUGAAUAUGUAAUUGGUAUUUGUUCCAACCUUGAAAAAGAAAAAAAAGAAGCAUUCGCGCUUCUUCGUGAAACCCCGACAGCCGAGUCCGAAAGCCCAUUUCGUAGUAAACAGGUAUGACUCAAUGUGACUUUUCUGGGCCCCUGUACUACACUCGUUGCUAUUUGCUUGCCGGCGCUUAUCCGCUUAUCUGGCGGCGUUCACUCCAUGUCGCUCCCUGCAGAUAGUAUGACGGGCGGUCGUGCUCGCCCGCUUUAUCUCUACAUCCUGCACAUCCAGCAAGCAGAGUGCCUACGUUUCUUAUUCUGCGCGUGGACUCUGAGCAACCCUCUGGACGCUUCGUCUUCGUCCGCAAAGAUCAGUGUGUGUUUAUGCGAGUUUGGAGCAUUCGAGUUUCGAGCUUAUAUGAGUUUCGAGCGAGUGACUGACUCCUGUGUUUGCCUCCUUUCGCGGAAAUCAAUUGUUUUCUGUGUGUCCGUUUCCAUACGGCUUCAACAAAGGCAUCUGAUGCAUUAUAAACGAGACCAUUUCUUUUGAAGACCAUGCCUGAGCUUCCGCGCAUCGUAAUACUCCGCGGAUUCCAGCGGGGAGUCGACUGGAGACCAACACAACUGGCUGAUCCGGUUCCCUCGACGCUGCAUGCAUGUAGCCUGUGUGGUGGCGUGCAGAGAACUAUCAAUGUGCUUCCAUGCUUGCAUGCAUUCUGCGACAAUUGCCUGCAAGCGAGUGAGGCCGAAUCUCAAGACUGUCACAUGCGCUGCCUACUGGAUGGCAUGUCGUUCGUCUGCGAGCGAGAAAUAGUUAGUAAGGAAUGUUCUGCGGAAGAUGCUGCGUCGCUGAAGGUGGUGUGCUGGAACGCGUGCUAUGGCUGUGAUUUUAUGGGGCCAGUCUCUAGUUUACCAGAGCACUUCGAGGAGAACUGCUCAUUUCAUCCAGCCGUCUGUCCUCGAUGCAAUAUGACCAUGCUUCUAACGGACCUGCCAGGCCAUUAUCGAACGGGUUGUAUGCCGCCUCUUGAACGGAGCGAUCUGACACCUUCGGAGGCGCGAAACAGCAGUUAUACAGUGCGCAAGACGUGGACAGCAAAAGUGGUUUUGGAUGGCAAUGAAGACUGCCACGUAAAAAUCAUCAUACUGGAAGAGAACUCGGUGCUGGACGUCUGCGCGAAAGUUGAAGAGCAGCGCAAAACUUUCAACCCGUGGAAGGUGGAGUCCGUGAGGUUGACGCAUUAA
Dermacentor silvarum is the source of this 1350-nucleotide messenger RNA. Its product is annotated as TNF receptor-associated factor 6. The coding region runs from base 661 to 1350 and encodes 229 amino acids. NCBI's taxonomy places the organism in Eukaryota, Metazoa, Arthropoda, Arachnida, Ixodida, Ixodidae. The transcript is spliced from 4 exons. The record is from RefSeq and is a predicted model, not a curated record.